This is a messenger RNA of Amyelois transitella, 162 nucleotides long. Lineage: Eukaryota; Metazoa; Arthropoda; Insecta; Lepidoptera; Pyralidae. The record is from the annotation of a RefSeq genome assembly.
AUUCCUCAAAUAAUACCUAUUAACUGAUUAAUAUCUUUCUUUUUCUUUAUUAUUAUUUUUAUUAUUUUUAAUAUAAUAAAUUAUUAUAUUUUUGAUGUUAAAAUAAAAUCUUCUAUGACUAAAAAUAAUUUUUUUACUAAAAAUUUUUCUUGAAAAUGAUAA